This is a messenger RNA of Neurospora hispaniola, 1179 nucleotides long. RefSeq lists its product as uncharacterized. The record is from RefSeq and is a predicted model, not a curated record. NCBI's taxonomy places the organism in Eukaryota, Fungi, Ascomycota, Sordariomycetes, Sordariales, Sordariaceae. Bases 1 to 1179 code for a protein of 392 amino acids. The transcript is spliced from 2 exons.
AUGAUCAUGUACUCGUUUACCUCCCGUUUUUCACAAAAGACCCAAUGGGUUGUCGUCACCCUAGUCGUCCUGCUUUGCCUUGUCAGCCAGGUAACAGCGCGGGCGCUGGCUAUCGAAAUCAAGGAUGACUUGAGCACCUCCAUCGACUUUAACGCGCCGUUGGAUAUCGACACCUCGGAACCACCAACCAUCGAUGAAGGAGAAUGGAUCUUGCUAUCACCGGAGGAGGCGGAGUUGAAGCAUGGAGGGUUGAGGAAGCGUGAGGAAAAGGAAAUGACCUCCGUGGCAUCCGGCUCCGUGACAACCACCUUCCAAAUCGCCGUCUCUACCGUCACCGAGAAACCCACGGGUACUUCCACUUUCACCGCCGCCCGGGCCGAAGAGACCGCCGCCGUAUCGAGCUCCCUACCCAAGUUCUUCGACGGCAGUUUAUCCGCCAACUUUGGUCCCAACAGCAACUGCCCGGCUUUUCUCAACUCUUUUCUCAAUAACCAGACUUUCAACCAGUGCUACCCCAUCUCGUUAUUGAUGCAGGGCUCCCAAUCCUUCUUCCAAGCUCAACGCUCCCUCGUCUCGCUCACCCGCGUCCUCGACGCCUCGUGCUCUCCCAACGCCAACUUCUGCACCUCCUACCUCUCUUCGCUCGCCUCUGACCUCAUCUCGGACGCCAACUGCGGCGCUGAGUUCCGCGCCGGCCACACCGUCGUCCGCGACGCGUACGUCGCCCUGAUCGCCUACGCCCCCGUUCGCUCGGCUACCUGUCUGAAAGACACCACCACCUCCUCCUCCUCCUCUUCUUCAGAAGUAGUCGAAGGAUACUGCUACGCAAACGCCGUCAUGAACUUCACCAACCCUAGCUCCGUCUAUGUCUAUCACCUGGCGCUGAAUGUCAGUUUGCCCGGGUCGACGGUGCCGACCUGUGAUGGGUGUCUGAGGGAGACGAUGCAGGUCUAUCAUGCGGCUGCCGCCGACCGCAAGCAGCCCGUGGCGGGAGUUUAUGUGCAGGCAGCCAAGAUGGUGAAUGUGGUUUGUGGCGUGGGGUUUGCUAAUGAGACAUUGCCCGAGGAGAUAGUGUCGUCGUCCACGAGCGGUGGUGCAGGUACAUUGGGGUCAAGGAAGCUGGUGGUGGUAGUGCCGGUUUUUACGACGGUGGUGGCGGGGUUGGUGUGGUUGAUAUGA